Molecule: messenger RNA, 1565 nt
Organism: Triplophysa dalaica
Lineage: Eukaryota; Metazoa; Chordata; Actinopteri; Cypriniformes; Nemacheilidae
Exons: 4
Coding region: 70-1152 (360 amino acids)
Biological process (GO): negative regulation of transcription by RNA polymerase II
Cellular component (GO): cytosol
Molecular function (GO): protein-folding chaperone binding
Source: RefSeq, a predicted model, not a curated record
GCGGCAGGGAGAUGCAGCAGACGGCAACUGAAGCGCACGCGGAACACACUCAGCAUCAGCACCAGCACCAUGGUUCUUAUCUGGACUCAGUUUGGCGUCAAACACAAGAAUGUCAAGUGUAAAGUGCGAGUUAUCCACGGCGAGGAGGGAUGGACCUCAGAGGAGGUGCGCGAGGAGCCUGAGGUGUCUAGCCCCCCGCCCUCACCCGAGUGUGAGGAUUACUACGCUGUGCUUGGCGUUCCAAGUGACUCCAACGAGGAGGAGAUCAGACGGGCGUAUAAGCGUCUGGCGCUCCGUUACCACCCCGACAAGAACCAAGACGCAGACGCCGAGGACAAAUUCAAACAGAUUGCACAAGCCUACGAUGUUCUUACAGACCCGGAGAAACGCAGCAUCUAUGAUCAACAAGGUUUGCCCAAAGGGGGUGUGGCUUCCACAGGAAACAAAACCGACCCAGCCCAAAGUGCAUCCAAAGCCGACGGCCACGCCUGGCGCAUGUUCUUCGACUUUGAACUCGACUCCGACGACGACCUCUUCAACCCGUUCCUGCGAAACCCCCUUCCCCACCUCAGCCGUCACCAUGGCAACAAGACCGGGCAUAAGCCGGCGGGCGGGGCCGAGGUCCACGAGAUCCUUGUGUCGCUGGAGGACAUCCUGACGGGCGUCACGAAGCGUGUGAAAGUGACCCGGCUCCGUCAGACGGACAAGCACACAUUGAAGCCGGAAGAGCGGGUGUUCGACGUCGAGGUGCAGAAAGGAUGGAAAGAGGGGACGAGAAUCACUUUUCCCAAAGAGGGGCAUCAGAUGCUAGGCCACGCCCCGACCGACCUGGCGUUCGUGAUUAAGGAGAAGAAGCACGCCCAGUUCAGACGAGACGGCUCGCAUGUUGUGUACACCUCCAUCAUCACGCUCCGAGAGGCUCUGUGUGGAUGCACAGUGAAUGUCCCAACCCUUGACGGACAGACGAAGCCCCUCCCAUGCAGCGAUGUCAUAAGGCCAGGAUCGAUAAGACGGCUCAUAGGGGAGGGGCUGCCCAGAGUGAAAAACCCGGCUCAGCGCGGUGACCUGCUGGUGGAGUUUCAAGUGGUUUUCCCUGAUCGCAUUCCACCGAGUAGCAAGGAGAUCAUCAAACACAGCUUGGGACAAUGUUAAUUACUGAGCACACACACACACAAGUGGAUGCACACUAAUUUCACUGACGCACGUGACGUCAGCCGUUUGUCUCUGUGAGGCACACACAUCCAACGCACACUCACCUACAAACCAUAGACAUGCGGGUGUGUAAUAUCUGUAUGAGACGAAAUGUUUCGGAAACAUGCAAGGUAUACGUUGAACACACACCUGCAUUCUACUCUGAAGUGUUAACAUACUUCUUGAUCCAUGAUGACCUUGUACUUGCGUACAGAACUGUCAGUGAUUUAGUCUCUAUGAGAGAUUCCUGUGUCAUGUUCCAAUGAAUUAUUUGUAAAGAUUAUACUGAGAUGAUGUGGAUUUCUAACAUAUGUAACCUGCCUUGUAUGACGAAUGCAUGUUUUAUAAGGAUCAAUAAAGUUUUAUUAAUGAAA